CUUAAAGUGGGCAAAGAGGACCUGUCCUAGUGUUUCUCGCAAGCCUCUAUGAGGCCUUCUGUUCACCUGUAUGUCCUGUGGGUUGAGGCAAGAUUCCCACCAUAAUUACAAAUCUAGGAGAGUGGGUCAGUUCCUUUAGAAGUAAGAAACUUUCAUUUGGAAAUGGGCAAUUUGUUCCUGCGCCGGUGUGUUAUGAGCAUUCCUAUGCAUUUCUUCUACAGACUUGAUAAAAUGUCUUUCUUCUCAUCAUGGAUCAAAGCUAUUUUAAUCAUUGGCUUGGCAUUUCCUCUUUAUUGUGAAACUUCUUUUGCAUCUUCAAGAAAAAUGAGUGAAAUGCGUGAAGCUCCAGAGUGUAGUAUAUAUAUUCGUCAAUUACAUUUUUGUAGCAGAGAAAUGGAUCCAGUCUGUGCAACAAAUGGCAAAACGUACUCCAAUAAAUGCGUUUUCUGCAGUGAAAAAAUAGAGCAUGGAAGAUUUGAUUUUAGUCACUGGGGUCGUUGCUGACUCUGCCUCAGCCACACAUUCCUAUGGCUUUUAUUGCAAUCCUAUUUUGCUAUGGAUUCUACAACCAAUUAGUCUUCUAAAACAGGGCUUUAAAUUCCUAGACGACCAGACUAUGCCUUCAGUAGUACACAAGACAGAAUGUAGAUUGUUGGAGAAUUUUUCCAACUCUAAGAACCCACCAAUGAAAAAGAUUCCUUUUUUCUUUCUUCAAUUAAACAUUGACAAUGGUAAACCUAC
Molecule: messenger RNA, 741 nt
Organism: Capra hircus (goat)
Lineage: Eukaryota; Metazoa; Chordata; Mammalia; Artiodactyla; Bovidae
Product: sperm-associated acrosin inhibitor
Exons: 4
Coding region: 163-504 (113 amino acids)
Molecular function (GO): protein binding
Source: RefSeq, a predicted model, not a curated record